AUGAGCGUAUCUACUACUACUACUACUACUACUACUUCCAGUGAAGAUAAAACUGGAAAUCCUGGCUUGGUCUCCACGUCUGAUGCAUUGAUUGCAUUUUCAGAUCAUAUACUUGAACAAAUUGAUGGAUUACAAAAAGUUGAAUAUAAUAAGAAAGGUAGAAAGUAUCGAUUUGUGAAUAAUACUUUUCAAAGAAUUAGACAAGAAGAUAAACAUUUAAUUAUAUACCCUGAAAAUCUUGAAGAAAAAUUAUCAUUUUAUUCAGCAUUUACAAUUUUAUACAAUAUUGGAGAAAUUUUAAACCAAUUUCCUGAUUUUUGUUGUACUAUUUUAGGAUUAGCUCAAGAAUUGGAAAAGAAUAAAUGGUAUGAACCAGAAAAUUCAAGCAUUAUUCAUUUAAAAAAUGCUAAAUAUGAUCCUAGGGAUUUAAAAGAUUUGGCAGAUGAAUAUAUUACUGAGAAUCCAAUUAAUGAUAAUCAUGUAAGUAUGGGAUUAAAUCUAAUGAUUGCUUCUAAAUUGAAUUUCUUACAUACUGAUCAUCAUAUUGGAACGAAAUUAGAGGGUCAUUAUAUGAAAUAUUUCAUUGAAUCAUAUUUUGGAGAAGAUGCUUUAUUAAGUCAUGAUGUAUUAAUUGCUUUAAAAAGUUGUGUACAUUGGGGAAAUAUUAAGGGGAUUUUAUAUAAAUUAGAUGUUCCUAAUAUUAAGAUAGAUGAUGAAUUACGUUCAAGUUUUGAUAAAUUUCCUGACCCUAUGGAAGAAUUGAAAAUUAAUGUAUAUGAUAGAUAUCCAAGUGGUACUUCCAAAUAUUCAUUAGUUAAGAAAAGUUUAGAAAUUCUUUCUGAUUGGAGUUUUUCAAAAUUGGUUCCUUGUGAUUUGGAUUUAGAUUGGUUAUUUGAAGUUUGUAAUGAUAUUGAAACUAAUCCAAUCAAAUAUCAUUUACGGUCUCAAACUAAAGAUUUAUGUGAGAACCCCGUCAACCUUUCAGAAUUGAAUAUGAAAUACGGUAAAUUGAUUAAAAAAGUAUUGGAAUAUGUCAGUUUGAUAAUUAAUAUUUUUGAAGAUACAGGUGGUGAAUUUUUAAUGCAAAAUUCCAAGAUUCCUAAACUAACUCCAGAAUUGAUUAAACAAUAUAAUGGAUUAUAUAAUAAAUUAAUUGAUACCCAUGAACAAAUAGAUAAUUACUUGAAUAAGAACUGGGAUGACGAUGAUAUUAUUGCAAGAUUAGGAGAAUGUAAAAAUUCACUUUAUAUAGCAGUAAAUAAGUAUUAUGAUGAAUAG
This is a messenger RNA of Candida tropicalis MYA-3404, 1278 nucleotides long. RefSeq lists its product as uncharacterized. The transcript has a single exon. The record is from RefSeq and is a predicted model, not a curated record. Bases 1 to 1278 code for a protein of 425 amino acids. Lineage: Eukaryota; Fungi; Ascomycota; Pichiomycetes; Serinales; Debaryomycetaceae.